CUCUGGUGUCAUAAUGCACAUCUUCAACAUAUUGCUUGAGCCUAUCGAGGUUUGUGUCCACAUCGCAGAUGUUGCUAAUUACAUGGCUUUAGGGAAAGCUCUCGAAAUGAACUCGACAUUAUUGUCGCCCCCGCCCGUCACCUAUUGGGGCCAAUUUGAAGAGAUAUCCAAGUACAACACUCACCUGAAUUUUGUCGAGAGAUUGUGGACAACAUGGUAUGCUUGGAUGCAGAACGAUGUCCUAGCAACAGGUAUCAUGUCGUUCGUGAUGCACGAGCUUGUUUACUUUGGUCGUUCCCUUCCCUGGAUCUUUAUAGACAGUCUUGGAAUACUGAAAAAUUAUAAAAUCCAAAGUAACAAGAUACCGUCAUUGCGAGAGCAGUGGGAUUGUGCGAAAUUCGUUCUACUCAGUCACUUCACUGUUGAACUGCCCCAGAUUUGGCUGUUUCACCCCAUGGCUCAGUUUUUUGGUCUCUCGACAUCGGUUCCCUUUCCUUCCAUCUGGACAAUGGCCUACCAAAUCGCCGUUUUUUUCGUCCUCGAGGAUACAUGGCAUUAUUUCUCUCACCGUGCACUUCAUUGGGGCCCUCUCUACAAGGCUAUUCAUAAAAUACAUCACCAGUACUCGGCGCCUUUCGGCAUGGCCGCCGAAUAUGCAUCUCCGAUUGAGGUUAUGAUUCUGGGUUUCGGAACUGUUGGCUGUCCAAUCCUAUGGUGCGCAGUAACUGGGGACCUGCACAUAUUCACUAUGUAUGUCUGGAUUGUGCUUCGGCUUUUCCAGGCUAUCGACGCACACAGUGGUUAUGAAUUUCCCUGGAGUCUUCAUCACUUCCUUCCGUUCUGGGCUGGCGCUGAUCAUCAUGAUCUACAUCAUGAAAAGUUUGUGGGCAACUACUCCAGCAGCUUCCGGUGGUGGGACUAUUUGCUCGAUACCGAAUACACACCGGAGGCAAUCAAGCGGCGCAGGGAGAACAAGGCUUCGAAGGGAGCUAAGAAGAACCUUUGAUAUGUGAGAUGAGCAGGGCAAUAAUAAUCAUCUUUCGAUUAUGUUUGCUUUUUUUUUUU
This is a messenger RNA of Aspergillus steynii IBT 23096, 1065 nucleotides long. RefSeq names its product sterol desaturase family protein. Lineage: Eukaryota; Fungi; Ascomycota; Eurotiomycetes; Eurotiales; Aspergillaceae. Gene Ontology annotation, biological process: ergosterol biosynthetic process. Gene Ontology annotation, molecular function: iron ion binding; C-4 methylsterol oxidase activity. The transcript is spliced from 4 exons. The record is from RefSeq and is a predicted model, not a curated record. Bases 14 to 1006 code for a protein of 330 amino acids.